This is a messenger RNA of Harpegnathos saltator (Jerdon's jumping ant), 1721 nucleotides long. Its product is annotated as TGF-beta-activated kinase 1 and MAP3K7-binding protein 1. NCBI's taxonomy places the organism in Eukaryota, Metazoa, Arthropoda, Insecta, Hymenoptera, Formicidae. Bases 139 to 1557 code for a protein of 472 amino acids. The record is from RefSeq and is a predicted model, not a curated record. Gene Ontology annotation, biological process: protein dephosphorylation. Gene Ontology annotation, molecular function: protein serine/threonine phosphatase activity. The transcript is spliced from 6 exons.
ACUGGGAUCAUGUUCGAACUUGCAUUUUUGAAUACAUUUGGAUACAUAUAUAUAUAUAUAUAUACGUACAGUUGUAUACAUAAUAAAAUAAGUUUUCGUUAUGCUUAUUUACUAUGAGUUAAUUUAAAAUAGGGAAAGAUGCCUACGGGGGCAGAACAUCCGACUUCGAUGCCCUUUCAGGAUAGUCAGUACAAUUGGACGGACGAUUUACCAGUUUGCAAACAGUCCGGAGUGGGUUUCUCCACUAAUCAAAUUUAUCGAGAAGAUGGAUAUCGACAGGAGGAGCAUCCAUUCGAGGAUCGUAGUUUUCACUGCAGAUAUGACGAUUCCACAUUUCUUUAUGGUGUAUUUGAUGGCCAUGAAGGUACCAAGGCAGCUAAUUUUGCUAUGCAACGAAUAGCUGCAGAGAUUUUACUUGGACAGUUAAAUGGCAAGUCAACUGAUGAAGAAGUAAAAGAAGUUCUUCGACAGGCAUUCAUAGCAGUUGAAAAAGGAUACUUGGAGUCAAUAGGUGAUUUAUUAGCAGAACGCGCUAGUCUACAGUUUGAUAUUCCUGAUGGGCUAAAUUCUUAUGAAACAUAUCAGAAGUUUCCAGACUUGGUUGAUAAACUAAAUACAUUAAAUUGUGAGCUGUCUGCUGGGACCAGUGCUGUAGUUGCUUUGGUUUACAGAGGACGGUUAUUCGUUGCAAAUGUCGGUGACAGCAGGGCAUUAUUAUGCAAAACAGACAGCAAUCAAGUCCUGAGAGUUGUGCAAUUAAGCGUAGAUCAUGACUUGAGAAAUGAGGAUGAACUACUACGAUUAUCUCAGUUAGGCCUGGAUGUCGAGUCAGUCAGACAAGGUUCUCAUCUUGGAAAUCAGGAAAACACACGUUGCCUCGGCAAUUAUCUCGUUAAAGGAGGGUAUAGAGAGUUCGAAGAACUGGUAUCUUCUGCAGCAGAACCCAUUAUCGCAGAACCGGAGAUUCACGGUAGCAUCGAGCUGGAUGAAUCGUGUAGAUUUUUAUUGCUCAUGUCACGUGGCUUGUACAAAUCGCUGGAAGAAGCGACCGCUACCGAUCAAGUUAACAAGGAAAUGGCUUUAAUAGCUGUAGAGCAGUUUCGAGUUCAGUCAACUUUAACCGGUGUUGCUCAAGCAGUAGUCGACAAGAUAGUAAGAAUUCACCAUGACGUGAAUAUGAGCAACACCCAGAGCACCUUGACUACCGGCAAACGAGACGACAUUACACUCUUGGUACGGAACUUCAAUUUCCCGCUACCGCAUGCUCUGAAAAGCCCGACCAGCCAGUCCGUCAGAUUCAAUCCUGUGGUGCAGACCGCACCGGUCAGGACCAUACCGGACAACGAGGAUUUCUCCAGCACUGGCAUCACUGACGACAACUUUGAUACGUCGACGACUGAGACUUCGACGACGACAACUUCGGACAUGUACCCACCCGGCGCCAGAAUAACUGACCGAAACGCCAGAAUCAAGCCUUACGUCGAUUUCUCGGAGUAUUACGAGAACGUUGAGAAGAGACGGCAAGAGGGAACUCUGCCGGAAGGUAUAGACUUCUAAAGCAUUUUAUUUAUCCACGAUUGAAAUAUUGAAAUUGUCAAGAACGGUAUUAUAGUCAUAUAUAAACACGAAUGUUCCUAUUAUUGCAACAAAAAUUUUUCAUUGAUAUUUGAACACGCAACAUAUUUAUAUACAUCUGUGCGUAAUAUAUGAAAUAUAUUUGU